UUGCAUUUACUACACUGACCCUGCUGCUGGGGACAACAAAGUUGAUUUGACAUGAUGCUCGCUGCACCUGGCCCUGGAAUUGUCGUAUUAUUUGCUUGGCUCUCUCCAAGUUACGCUCUCUAUUUUCACAUUGGAGAGACGGAGAAAAAAUGCUUUAUAGAGGAAAUUCCAGAUGAGACUAUGGUUAUUGGUAAAUUAUUAUUUUAGCUUUAGAUAACGUUAUAGCUGGUUAACUAGCUAGCUGCUUCUGGCUCAUAGGCUAUUUUGAUUAAUCCAGUUAGUCAGUGCACGCAUGUCUUUAAUUUCCUGACUGAUGUAGCUAGAUUUGAUGGAUAAAAAAUAUAUCCUAUCUCAUGGGUCUUAAUUAAUAAAUGUUUUCUAGCUGGCUAGCUACAAAAGAUGAGAAGAUUAUACAGUCACUGACUGUGGGAUCAGUCAACGUAUUAUUUGAGAUGGAGUAUGCCCUCUAGUGAGGAUGUGAGGAAUAGCCUUUCAUCUGGCAUCUCUCUAUUAUUAGGGAAAUACAGGACUCAGCUGUGGGACAAGCAGACGGGAUCCUUCCUCCCAGCCACCCCUGGCCUUGGAAUGCAUGUGGAGAUCAAGGAUUCGGAUACUAAGGUCAGUCAAACAAUGAGAAUAAAGAUUAGAUAUAAGGUUACCACACUCACUACACUUUGUGUGUGUGUCUUCAUACACACAAUGCCUCCACGUAUGUUUAAUCGGCAUGUUUCUCUCUCCCCAACCCUCUAUUCUAGAUAAUCCUGUCUCGUCAGUAUGGGUCAGAUGGACGGUUCACCUUUACGUCCCAUACACCAGGCGCACAUCAGAUCUGCCUGCACUCCAACUCCACCAAGAUGGCCCUCUUCGCUGGCGGCAAACUGGUAUGAGUGGGAUGUUGUUGUUCUGGACAUUUUCUUCUCACAAAAACCUUCUGUAUAGCAGUAAAUAUGCAGAUAGUCUGACAUACUAACCUUGUGUUCCAUUUUACAGAGAGUCCACCUGGAUAUUCAGGUUGGUGAACAUACCAACAACUACCCCGAAAUCGCAGCAAAAGACAAGCUCACAGAGCUGCAAUUAAGAGCUCGACAAUUACUGGACCAAGUAGAACAAAUCCAGAAAGAGCAAAACUAUCAGCAGGUGGGUUGAAAGAGAACUUCUACAUUUUGAGUUGAAUAACUAAGCCACAACAUAGGUGAUAAUAUUGAUUUAUUUUAACCUGCAUAAUGUCAUACAAAGCUGUUGUGGAAUCGAUGUCUUACCCUCGUCUUUCAAUGAUCUAGUGACUGUCUGCGUAUCUCUUUACAGUAUCGUGAGGAGCGGUUCCGCAUGACGAGUGAGAGCACUAACCAGCGUGUGCUUUGGUGGUCUAUAGCUCAGACACUUAUCCUCCUCACCACUGGCAUCUGGCAGAUGAAGCACCUCAAGAGCUUCUUUGAGGCCAAGAAGUUGGUGUAAUGCCCACAGUACAUCACUGAUUGAGUUCCAAGACAGGAGUUACACCCAUACGGAGCGAACUGGUAGAGAGAGAUGCUGUUGUGACUAGUAGAGAUGCUUAAA
This is a messenger RNA of Coregonus sp. 'balchen', 1557 nucleotides long. Lineage: Eukaryota; Metazoa; Chordata; Actinopteri; Salmoniformes; Salmonidae. The record is from the annotation of a GenBank genome assembly.